GACAGUUUCUAUUUCCGGGUUAUGUGAGGGCAACCCGUGCAAUGACAUUGUACCAAACAGAGAAUGCUGCAGCUGAUGGUGUGACAAACACCUUAUUUCACAUGCUUUGAAAGCUUGGAUUAUCACUGACUUUAUCGUCAAAAUGUCGUCCACCAGCACAGAUUUCACGGAGGAUCAGCAGAGCACAUCACCGCAGGUAAACACAUAGAUCCGCACACACAUUGUCCAUCUAGAUGCUAACAUGCUAACCGGCUGGAUCAAUCUCUUGUAUUGUUUUCUGUGUAUUCUGUGUCUGUCUGCCCUGCCAGCAUGUAUGUUGUGAAUGAACUAAUGGAGUUGAAGUACCUGGUAACCUACAAAAGGUGUUCAAAACCAGAGGGGGGGUCCAUACAACUCUGAAAAGUACAGUGGAUGUAAAAAGUCUACACACCCCAGUUCAACUGACAGGUUUUUGUCAUGUAGAAAAAUUUAAUCAAGAUAAAUAAUUUCACAACUUUUCCCACCUUUAAUGUGACCUAUAACCUGUAAAACACAAUUGAAAAACAAACUGAAACCUUUAAGGGGAAAAGUAGAAAAACUAAAAUAACCUGGUUGCAUAAAUAUGCACACCCUUAAACUAUUACUUUGUUGAAGCACCUUUUGCUUUUAUUACAGCACUCAGUCUUUUUGGGUAGGAGUAUAUCAGGGUGGCACAUCUUGAUGUGGAAAUAUUUGCCCACUCUUCUAUGCAAAACCGCUCUAAAUCUGACAGAUUGCGAGGGCAUCUCCUGUGCACAGCCCUCUUCAGAUCACCCCACAAAUGUUCGAUGGGAUUCAGGUCUGGGUUCUGGCUGGGCCGUUCUAAAGUCUUAAUCUUAUUCCAGUGAAGCCGCUCUUUUGUUGAUUUAGAUGUGUGCUUUGGGUCAUUGUCGUGCUGAAAGAUGAAGUUCCUCUUCAUCUCCAGCUUUCUAACAGAAGGCCGCAGGUUUUGUACCAACACUGACUGGUAUUUGGAACUGUUCAUAAUUCCCUCCAUCCUGACUAAGGCACCAGUUCCAGCUGAAGAAAAACAGCCCCAAAGCAUGACGCUGCCACGACCAUGCUUCACUGUGGGUCUGGUGUUCUUUUGGUGAUGAGAAGUGUUGAUUUUGCACCAAAUAUACCUUUUGCAAUGAUACCCAAAAAGUUCAACUUUGGUUUCAUCAGACCAUAACACAUUUUCCCACAUGCAUUUGGGAGAUUUCAGAUGUCUCUGCAAAAUUAAGCCGGGCUUUGAUGUUUUUCUUUGUAAGGUAAGGCGUCUGUCUUGCCACCCUACCCUAUAGCCCAGACAUAUGAAGACAGCGGGAGAUUGUUGUCACAUGUACUACACAGCCAGUACCUGCCAGAAAUUCCUGCAGCUCCUUCAGUGUUGCUGUCGGCCUCUUGGUAGCCUCCCUGACCAUUUUUCUUCUCGUCGUAUCAUCAAUUUUGGACGGACGUCCUGUUCUUGGUAAUGUCACUGUUGUGCCAUAUUUUCUCCACUUGAUGAUGACGGUCUUUACUGUGGUCUUUAAUUCCUUAUAAAUUCUUUUGUAGCCCUCACCUGACUGAUAUCUUUGAAUAAUGAGAUCCCACUGAUGCUUUGGAAGCUCUCUGCGGACCGUGGCUUGUGCUGGAAGAUGUGUCUACAAAAAUGUCAGGAAAAGCUACUAGAACAGCUGAACUUUAUUUGGGGUUGAUCAGAGGCACUUUAAUUGGUGACAGGUGUGUGCUGACUCCAAUUUAACCUGAGUUUGAAUGUUAUUGGUUAAAUCUGAACACAGCCACAUCCCCAGUUAUUAAAGGUUGUGCACAGGGUUGUUUAUUUUUACUUUACCUCCCUGAAAGAUUUCUGUUUGUUUUUCAAUAAUGUUUUACAGGUUAUAGGUCACAUUAAAGGUAGAGUAAAUUAUUUAUCUUGAUUUAAUUUUUUACAUGACAAAAACCUGGCAGUUGAACCAGGGUGUGUAGACUUUUUAUAUCCACUGUAUGUGCAUUUCUGUUUGUGGUGUUAAACUCUGGAACAGCUUGGAUGUCACUUUAAAAAUGUCCAAUAACAUAAAAACAUUUAAAUCAAACUAUAGAAAAGUAUCAAAAGAUUCAUAUAAGUAAACUAACAAAAAGAAUGUUUUUAUACUAGGUAUACUUGAUUGCAUAGAAUAUUAAUUCUGAAUAUUAUAACACUGAUUAUUAACAUAAUGUACAAAAAAUUAUAAUAAGUAACCUAUGUAGUGUUGAGCAGAUAUCUUGUGUAUAACAAGUAUUUACACAGAUCUACACAGAUCAGAGAUUUUUUUUAAUCUCUAAUUUGCAAAGAAGGGGCUGGACUAGUUAUGCUCUUUGCUUCAUUCUGUUCCUUCUCAAACUGUUUAUUCUGACAAACAUAUGUUGUGUAAAUUUAUCUUUGACAUGUACAGUUGUUUGGUGUACAUAUUUAUUAUUUUGGUGUUUUUGAUUCUAGUUGUUUUUUGUUGUUGUUCUUAAAGUUUGAGAUAAAGAUGAAAGAAAGAAAGUUUACGCAGUUGUUUUAUUUGCAGACAAAGUUGGGUGGUGAUUAUGUCAUCUCAGAUGAGGAGAGGAUGGUGUUUAAAGAAUGCAACUACGAGAGCUUCUGGUACAGGUGUAAGUUUCAAUCUUUCCCACUAUGGUUACAGAAAUGGUGUUAUGAGGUCCUAAAACUAUGGAUGAUUGUGAGAACGUGUCUUUCUGGUAGCUCUGUGUUGAUUCUGGUUUGUUUCCUCCACAGCUGUACCCCUCACUGUGACCGGCAUCGCUGUCACUCACGCCUUGGUCUCCUUAGGUAAUACCAUGCAAAGCGUAAAGGGAUCAGUUAUAACAAUCCAGUAAAAUAAAUCAAAAGGAGAUUAAUUUUAAUUCCUCUUGCUUCUUAAAAAAAUGUAGGGCUGGUUGCUGGAGGUCCGAGGUUAGGCUCUCUCCCCAAAGCAACCUGUAAGUAUAAAUGCAUGUGAUAUUGUGUCCUGUUUGCAUUGUUUCUGCCUCACAAAAUUAAAAUGCUUCUCUUCUCCUAAAGAACAUCAAGGAAUGUCAAGAAUAAAAUUAGAGCAGUACUCUGGCAUCACCUGCCACAGUUAAAAUGAAACAAAAGACAGAGUAAACAACUCCAACAAAGUGAAAUACCUUAAAAUGUUACACAUUCAUGGUUUGCCAUUUAUUUCAAGUAUGUUUGUCUUUGCAGUCGUGGGCUUUUUUGGCUACAUGUUGGGAAAAGUUUCCUACAUAAAAAACUGCGAGGAGAAGUUUAUGAGGUUAGAUAACUCCCCCCUUGGAGAAGCCCUCAGGGUGAGGAAAGGACUGCCUCGAGAAGUGUGAGUAGUAAAUUUGAUUAUAAUUUUGUCUGUUUUAGCCUCCUCCAAUCCUUUUUCAUAAUUUGUGCCUUCUCUUCCACAGGGUCAAGGAACUCAGUGACCCAAGCACCCAGUCAUUCAACUCUAUGUUUCAGCCUGCAGACACAUACGCCCAGAGAGAUGUCAAUCCAGAUCCCCCCACACAAAUGGGUAGGGCAGAGGAUAUCAAUGCUCCAGGUACACAAGAGAGAGAAUGUAAUAGCUUUCCUUUUGGGGCAGUUCUGAACUUAUCAGUGCAAAGGACAAUUAAUUGUACCUUUUAAAGUUUUUUUUCUGUGUAAAACUCACACCCUUUUCCUGAUCUGAUCUCCCAGUCCAGUCUUAUUUGGAAGAAGAGGAGCCCAAAAGGAAGUCCAUCCUCUAUGAGGACUUGAGGCUUAAGAACAGAGAAAACUAUGAGGUGACGCUCACCCAGAAGGCUGAGACACUGCUCAAACCACCCCCUGAAAAAAAGGAGCCAACAAGAGUCAAGAAAGAGAGUAAGCUCAAAAUUCAGAUUUGCAAAAUACUUCCUGUGUUACUGACAGUUAAAUAAUCCAUUAAGGACUGAUUUUGCUCCUUAUCUUUUUUGUGUUACAGUGAAGAACAUCUAUGGAGACACCUGGGAAGAAUAAGACCGUAUAUCAAAGAUUUAGUCUUUAAAGGGACUGGCGUAAAAUUAAUUUAGGGUCAAACACACCGCAAUUCCGAGUUAGACACUCCCUCAAGAGAUGAAUGUUGCCGACCACUUGCUUCACUAUUUAUACCAACUUUAGUAACGACCGUACGAUAGCAACACACAGCAGUCUGAGGAGCCAUAAACAAACCUCAACCAAAACGCCACUCUAUAGCCACAAAUAAUGCUCAGAACAGCACCUAACUUCAUCAACAGGACAUAUAGGGUCACAGCCACCAAACAUCUUUUUAACUUUGCCUCAUUUCUUUAGCAAAGAGACUAAACAAACUCACCUACUCUCUUCCAGCAGCCGCUUGUUUGUAGCGAGACCUCAGGCCAGUCCAUUACAGACUGCUGCGGGAUGACGCAGUUCAAGGAAGAACAUUUAUGAUCAUUUCUUUAUGGAAAUGCAAUCAGACCAAAAUGCUAAGGCAGAAGAACUACCACGUCUGCACUGCAAAAUGAUUAAUAUGAUGAUUAUUGCUUCAAGGAAAUGAUAAAGAAAUGAUCAUAGUGUUUAGUCUCUUUGCUAAAGAAAUGAGUCAAAGUUAAAAAGAUGUUUGGUGGCUAGUACUAUGGCUGUGACCCUAUAUGUCCUGUUGAUGAAGUUAGGUGCUGUUCUGAGCAUUAUUUGUGGCUAUAGAGUGGCGUUUCGGUUGAGGUUUGUUUAUGGCUCCUCAGACCGCUGUGUAUUGCCAUCCUGCGGUCGUGACUAAAGUUGGUUUAACUAGAGAAGAAAGUGGUCUGCAACGUUCAUCUCUCGAGGGGGUGUCUAACUCGGUGUUACGGUGUGCUUGACUCUUACUUAAUUUUACACCGGAAUAUCCCUUCAAGCUUGAAUCACUGUCUUUGAGGCACCACAGUGGCCAUUUUUAAACAUUGGGACUUUUUUUGAGUUUUGAAUAUAUUGAUUAUUUCUGAAAGUUUAUUGAUUAAAAUCAACCUCAUUUGAGCUAAAAUUGUCUUUCGUUGCCUUGACGUUGACUUAGUGCACCUCUAGUAUGGCUACAAAAAUGUACCUAAAAAGAAAGAAUCCCACAGCUUACUGAACUUUUCAAAUAAAUAUAUGCAUUUUAACAGAU
This is a messenger RNA of Xyrichtys novacula (pearly razorfish), 5102 nucleotides long. Lineage: Eukaryota; Metazoa; Chordata; Actinopteri; Labriformes; Labridae. The record is from the annotation of a GenBank genome assembly.